CAGGACAAGGACGCCCCCAAGCGUGCCCUGUCUGCGUACAUGUUCUUCUCUCAGGACCAGCGUGAGCGCACCAAGGCCGAGAACCCGGAAGCCACUUUCGGCGAGAUUGGCCGCAUCCUCGGCGCUACCUGGAAGGAGAUGAGCGACGCCCAGAAGAAGCCUUACAUCGACAUGGCCGAGCGUGACAAGAAGCGCGCCGAGGACGAGAAGGCUGCCUAC
Jaminaea rosea is the source of this 219-nucleotide messenger RNA. Its product is annotated as high mobility group box. The record is from RefSeq and is a predicted model, not a curated record. Lineage: Eukaryota; Fungi; Basidiomycota; Exobasidiomycetes; Microstromatales. The transcript has 2 exons. The annotation marks the transcript as partial.